UAAACUGAGGUCUUCUUCAUUGCUAUAGCAGUGACCCUUGGUCUGACCAAAAAAAAAGCAUAUUUUUUUUUUUCCUGGAAACUUCUGCAGAAUACUUUCUGAAGAGCCAUCAGGAUGAACUUCCAGGACCCACCAAUACUCCAGCACUUGGCAGUCCAGGGCCUGCUGAAGGACGAGGUCUUGGCCAUCUCUGUUCUGCGGCACCUGCCUAGGCUGCUGUUUCUACCACUGUUCAAGGAAGCCUUCACUGACAGAUUCCUGAAGACCCUGAAGGCAAUGGUGGCAGCCUGGCCCUACCCCUGGCUCCCUGUGGGAUCGCCGAUGAAGACCCCCGAUUUGGAGAUCUUGAAGGCUGUGCUAGAUGGCCUGGAUAUGCUGCUCACACAGUUCGUAAGGAAAGAGCAAAAACUGGAGGAUAUUCCAAGACCAGAGGUGAGGCAGCCCUUGAAGAUAAUAGUAGACCUUUGCCUCAAGUUGCACAAACUUGAUGGAUAUCAUACCCAUUUAUUGCAGUGGGCCAAGCCAAGGAAGAGUUCCCUGCAGCUCUGCUGCAGGAGGUUGCAGAUUGGGCAUCUCUACAUGAAUCGGGUCUGCUUUCUCACUGGUCAGAUGAAGCAUUUGGUCUGGUGCCUGAAGAGCCCCUUGGAGACCCUGUGCAUCACUCUCUGCCGGUUCACACCGUCAUACACAAACCACUUAUCCCAAAGUCAGAGCCUCUGGCAGCUCAAUCACCUGAACCUGAGUGGUACUUCAUUAUAUAAUUUAUGUCUUAAGCCCACCCGAGUUCUCCUAGAGAGUGUUAUAGCCACUCUGCAGACCCUUGAAUUACCAAACUGUGGACUAGAGGACUCCCACUUCAGUGCCCUUCUGCCUGUCCUGAGCCGGUGCUCCCAGCUCACCAAGGUCAGUUUCUAUGACAAUGACAUGUCUGCCAUCCUUAAGGACCUUCUGCACCACACAGCCAACCUGAGCCAGCUGACCCACGAGCUGUACCCUGCCCCUUUAGAAUGCUAUGAUAUGGUCAGCUCGCUCAAGUUUGUUCUCCACUCAUGA
Messenger RNA from Peromyscus maniculatus bairdii (prairie deer mouse), 1053 nucleotides. NCBI's taxonomy places the organism in Eukaryota, Metazoa, Chordata, Mammalia, Rodentia, Cricetidae. The record is from RefSeq and is a predicted model, not a curated record.